AUGGUGUCAGUGGUAAGGGUAUCGAAGUUCAGACACGUCUUCGGUGAAGAAUUGCAAGAAAAAUUUGAAGACCUGAGACCAAGCACUCUUUCCUCAGAAAGCACCCUAAUCAAAUCUAAUGGGACUAAUAUUGUAUUUCCAUGGGAAUCCGGUGGUGCAGGUGUAUUAGCCGUAUUUGCAAUGUCCGAAAUAGGCCGAAUUGCUCCAAGCCACCCUUUCAUAAAAGGUCAUGCAGGAAAUAUUUUAGAUUACGAAUUCAAUCCUUUUAAUGACUUCCAAUUAUUAAGCUGUGGUGAUGAUUCGACUUUGAAGCUCUGGGAUAUUCCUGAAGGCGGAUUAACCUCAGAUCUCACAAUUCCACGAGUCACUUUACACGGCCAUGGGAAAAAGGUCACUCUUCUAAAUUUCCAUCCUUCAGCAGCUUUUCUAUGUGCUAGUGCAUCAUUUGACAAGUCAAUUAAAGUCUGGAAUAUUGAAAAUGGAAGCCCAGCCCUCGAAAUUUCAAAUAUUAAUGAUGUGAUUCUUUCUUUACAAUGGAGUCCUAUUGGAAGAUCUAUUGGAUACACAACAAGGGAUAAGUACGUCAGAGUGUCUGACCCAAGAACUGGGAGAAAUGUGUUUGAGACCCUAGCACAUGAUGGCUCAAAGCCAAGCAAAAUGGGCUGGAUAGCAGAAGACACCAUAGUAACUUGUGGUUUUUCCAAAAUGAAUGAUAGACAAGUCUCAGUAUGGGAUUUAAGAAACCACUCAGCACCAAUCAAACUUGUCAACGUUGAUCAAGGAUCAGGAGUUUUGUACCCAUUUUAUGAUCCUGAUACCAAAAUUUUGUUUGUAGCUGGAAAAGGUGACGGGAACAUUCGAUAUUACGAAGUAGUCGGAGAUAACCAAUAUAUGUAUUACAUUGAAGCUUUCAGGUCAAAUGUACCUUGCAGAGGAGUUAGCUUUAUCCCAAAGAGAAAAGUCAAUACAGAUUCUUGCGAAAUUAUGAAAGCUGUAAAGCUGACCAACAACACUAUUGAUUUGGUAAGCUUUAAAGUCCCAAGAAGAAGCGAAACUUUCCAAGAUGAUAUAUACCCUGACUGUGUUUGUGGAGAACCUUCAAUGAGUACAACUGAAUGGCUUGGCGGAGCGGAUCGAGAGCCAAAAAGAGCACCUAUAAAGCAGAUUGAGAAUUCUUCUGCGCAUGCUGAAUUGCAUAUACAAGCUACUCCUCAAAUGCAUGCUCAGCAAGGCCAUAAAAGUGUUAAUGAGUAUGAAAAAGAGUUAAAUGAAGCAAGAGCUCUAAUCAAGAGACAGCAGCAAAGAAUUGCUGAGCUGGAGGCGCAAUUGGAAUCGAAAACUAAAUUAUGCUGUUUUGAUUGAUUUAGAUAAGCAUAAAUAUUUGUGAAAAUACAAUAAAUAUACAGGUUGAGAUCAUUUCAAAAUACUUUUUAAGCAAAUAGCAAAAAUAGGAUAGAAUAA
Blepharisma stoltei is the source of this 1461-nucleotide messenger RNA. NCBI's taxonomy places the organism in Eukaryota, Ciliophora, Heterotrichea, Heterotrichida, Blepharismidae. The record is from the annotation of a GenBank genome assembly.